This is a messenger RNA of Cuscuta campestris, 1134 nucleotides long. The record is from the annotation of a GenBank genome assembly. NCBI's taxonomy places the organism in Eukaryota, Viridiplantae, Streptophyta, Magnoliopsida, Solanales, Convolvulaceae.
CUAAUUGUACUCAUAUUCCACAAGUAAUGGCACAUUCUUGUUCUUUUACUUCUUUAACCUUCCCUGCAACUAUCAUUAAUAUUAUGUGCCUCAUCUUGUUUCAUGGCCUUGUUAUUAUGGCUCAAAGCCAACAGCUUGAUGACCAAUUUUAUGGCAAGUCAUGCCCAGACUUGGACAACAUUGUGAGCUCCGGCGUUUGUUCAGCCAUCACAAGAGACCAAAGAAUGGCUGCAUCUCUUCUUCGUCUCCAUUUCCAUGAUUGUUUCGUUAAUGGUUGUGAUGCAUCCAUACUUCUGGACGAGACGAACAAGUUUAAGGGGGAGAAAAACGCAACGCCUAAUCGGAAUUCAGUAAGAGGUUAUGAGGUGAUUGAGAGUAUAAAAGCAGAUGUUGAGAAAGCUUGUCCAUCCACUGUCUCAUGCGCUGACAUUCUUACCCUUGCAGCUGUCAAUGCUGUUUCUAUGUCAGGAGGACCCUUUUGGAGCGCGCCACUAGGGAGACGAGAUGGAGUAACAGCCAAUGAAGCCGCAACCAAAAAUUUGCCAUCACCUUUUGAGAGUCUCAAAGACAUUACCAACAAGUUUUUGGCCCAAGGUCUUGAUAUCAAAGACAUGGUCGUUCUUUCAGGAGCGCACACAAUUGGUUAUGCACAAUGUUUCACGUUCAAAACGAGGUUGUUCAACAACAGCGGCACAGGAAAACCGGAUCCAUCAUUGGACACAACAUUCUUGUCGAAUUUGCAGACGGUCUGUCCCAACGUGAAUACAUCGGACACGAAGCUCAUUCCUCUGGAUGGUCAAACCACCUACAGUUUCGACAACUCGUAUUACAUUAAUCUGGUGAAAAACACGGGCCUUCUCGGGUCAGACCAGGCUCUCAUGGGAGACCCAAAAACUGCGGCACUUGUCAAGCAAUACAGUGACGAUGCUUAUGGUUUUUAUAAAGACUUUCCAGGAUCAAUGAUGAAGCUUGGAAGCAUUGGGGUGCUCACUGGAAAACAGGGGCAGAUUAGGAAGAAAUGUAACUUUGUGAAUUAAUUAAUAAUCCUUAUAUGUAAAAAUUAUCCGUGUCCAGAAAAAACAAUAUAGAGUGCCCCAAGUGGCUUCAAGUGUGUAUUAAAGAUUAAAGUAUUAU